This is a messenger RNA of Australozyma saopauloensis, 996 nucleotides long. RefSeq names its product 18S rRNA pseudouridine methyltransferase (gene NEP1). Gene Ontology annotation, molecular function: rRNA (pseudouridine) methyltransferase activity; rRNA binding. Gene Ontology annotation, cellular component: small-subunit processome; nucleolus. Gene Ontology annotation, biological process: rRNA base methylation. Lineage: Eukaryota; Fungi; Ascomycota; Pichiomycetes; Serinales; Metschnikowiaceae. Bases 1 to 996 code for a protein of 331 amino acids. The transcript has a single exon. The record is from RefSeq and is a predicted model, not a curated record.
AUGUUGACCUACACAUUGACCACAUCGCGCAGGCAGUUCCGAGGGUGGAAAACUGCGAUUAGAAAAUUCAAAAUUUCAGACCUCCAUCCCUCAUCUCUCAUCGGAUCUUCUCGCACAACGACUAAAAUGGCCGGUUCCAAGGCAAGAAGCAGCUCCAAGGACUAUUCUAGCAGCACAAGCAGCAGCGCUGCCAAAAGCGCCGAGCUGGGCUCAUCGUCGGCAUCUGUCAAACAAGAAACACAAGAAUCGCUGGAUUCCACCCAAAAAGACACCGCAAACGAUGCUUCUCCGGCACCAGCAUCGUUUGUUCCUGCACGUCCCUCCGUGCUCAGCUCGAAAGACAAGGACACUCGUAGACUUGUGGUGGUUCUCUCACAAGCCUGCUUGGAGACACACAAGAUCGGAACUGGCGGGCCCGGCGGCGACAAGUAUGCACUUUUGAACUGUGACGACCAUCAGGGUUUGUUGAGGAAGAUGGGUCGUGACAUUGCUGAGGCUCGUCCAGACAUCACCCAUCAGUGUCUUCUCACACUCUUGGACCUGCCAAUUAAUAAGGAGGGCAAGUUGCAGGUUUUCAUCCAUACUGCUCGUGGUGUGCUCAUUGAGGUCAAUCCUAGUGUGCGUAUUCCUCGUACAUUCAAGAGAUUUUCGGGGUUGAUGGUUCAAUUGUUGCACCGUCUCAGUAUCCGGUCGGUCAAUUCCGAGGAGAAGCUUUUGAAGGUGAUCAAGAACCCUAUCUCGGACCAUCUACCCACGAAAUGUCGCAAGGUGACGUUGUCGUUUGACGCCGAGAUCCGCCGGGUCCAGGACUACGUCUCGACCUUGGAUGACGACGAGAGCAUCUGUGUUUUCGUGGGUGCCAUGGCUCGUGGUCAGGAUACAUUUGCCGAUGAGUUUGUGGACGAGAAAAUUGGUCUUUCAAACUACCCAUUGUCUGCAUCUGUGGCCUGUAGUAAAUUCUGCCAUGGCUGUGAAGACGUAUGGGGAAUUAUGUAA